CCCGGAGGCCUACUAUACCAGAAGCGCGAGCUACACCAACUAAAAUUAAAAACAAAUAAAAUUGUGUUGAAUGUUUCCCUUUCGCCUGAAAAUGUGGCCUAGUAUGCCAAAAGCGCGAGCUACGCCAAUUAAAAUUAAAAACAAAUAAAAUUGUGAUGAAUGUUUCCCUUUCGCCUGAGAAUUUAAUUUUUAUUACACAAACAGUUAGCGUAACAAACCUGUUUUUAUUGAUUAUAUGAUUUUCAUUUCCUCUGAAGGCACAGACGUUUUGAAUCUGUAAAAAUGGAUUUCUGGCAAAGAGCUCGGAGCUUCGCCGAGGAAGCCGCAAAGCGAUCACAGGAGCUGACCCAGGGAAUCGGCUCCACCAAUUUAUCCGACGUAGUAACGGAGGCGUCAAAAAGGUCCAAGGAAUUGGCCGUCGAGGUGUCGAACAAGUCCAAGGAAAUCGCUGUUGAAGCGUCGAAGAAGUCGAAGGAGAUCGCUGCUGAAGCUUCGAAGAAGUCGAAGGAGAUUGCCGAUCAGAUCAAGUUUCAGAUUCCGCCGGUCGCCGUGUCGGCAUUGACUAACCUGGUAGAGUCGGCUCAGAAGGGAAACGAGGUUGAUCUGGAGAAAUAUGGGGUUACCGAUGAGCUUCGGCAGUUUGUGAAGGGGAUUACUAUGAAUACUUUUCAGGAUUUCCCGCUUGAAGAUGACUCUGAGAUGUCAGAUAUUCCUGCUAUUUCAAAUAUUCGACAGGAUCUCACAGAGUGGCAAGCAACUCAUGCCAAGAUUAUGCUUUCGACAGUGAAGGAAAUCUCUAAGCUAAGGUAUGAGUUAUGCCCACGAGUGAUGAAAGAGAGGAAGUUUUGGAGAAUCUACUUUAUUCUAGUUAACAGUCAUGUGACACCGUAUGAAAAAGGGUAUAUGGAUGAGGUAAAGUUAAAAUCUGCUGAAAAGGUAAAAGAAGCUGAAGGGAAGGAAAUUACAUUGGGUGAAACAUCCUCUAAAGCAACAGUGGAGGUUUCAAACCAGAAAAGCAAUAAUUCUAAGUCAUCUGCCUCGGAGCUGGAUUUAGAUAUAUUUCUUCUCGGAGACCUUGAGGAUAGUGACAAUGGUCCAGAUGGUGGUGAUGAUGGAUUUGAUGAUGAUUUUGACAAGAUAUAACUUGUCUUCUUAGGAUUCUGUGGAAGAUGAGAAGGGACAACAGGCAAAGGUCGUUGCAGUGACUGAACUGAUAAUGUUAAUACUUCUAACAAAUUUGGAAAAUAAAACACUCUUAAAAGGAGGACCGAUUCAAAUGCCGGUUCGAAAAUCCUGCCACAAGACAAAAAUUGCGAGCAAUAGUAAACUCUGCUUUCUUUCUUUGGUUCAACAACUAAAUCAUUCUUAGCGCUGCGUUAUUAUCUAUUUUCUUCCGGUUUAUCUGUCUUAUAAUUAUUUUUUUAAUUAAGGACGUGAGAUUUGUUGGAGCAGGAACCUGUAACUCUUGGGUUGAUGUAUAGUAUUCUUGUCGUUCAGUUUC
This is a messenger RNA of Olea europaea var. sylvestris, 1501 nucleotides long. RefSeq lists its product as uncharacterized. The coding region runs from base 283 to 1143 and encodes 286 amino acids. Lineage: Eukaryota; Viridiplantae; Streptophyta; Magnoliopsida; Lamiales; Oleaceae. The record is from RefSeq and is a predicted model, not a curated record. The transcript has 6 exons.